Molecule: messenger RNA, 978 nt
Organism: Strongylocentrotus purpuratus (purple sea urchin)
Lineage: Eukaryota; Metazoa; Echinodermata; Echinoidea; Camarodonta; Strongylocentrotidae
Product: testis-expressed protein 47-like
Exons: 8
Coding region: 36-767 (243 amino acids)
Molecular function (GO): blue light photoreceptor activity; FAD binding
Source: RefSeq, a predicted model, not a curated record
AAAACGUGAAGUUGCUUUGACAACCACACGCUAAAAUGGCAACUGAACGGCCCGAAUCCAUGUACGAAAAUACCAGAUUAAAUCUCCUCGAAGUCAUAGAGGAGAGAAACCGUGCCCUUAACAAGAAAUCCCUUCUUCACAGACUGGUAUAUGUAGCAAAACUUACUGAUUCAUUACAGGACAAGAGGGAUUUAGGAGCUCAUUAUGAAAAACAGUUCAAGAAUUGGCAGAAUCACUUCCAAGGUGAAGGGGCAACGGGAAUGUUGUUGGUCUACCCCAAUCACUUUGUUCAUCUCGUCGAGUCCUCAAGCGAGAUGCUGAUGGCCCUGGUGCGUGACCUGCGUGACCUGAUCCAGGAGAAUCACUUGGUGGAGCAGAGUAAGAUCCUGGUGGUCUCCAGCAACGUUCCGACCAGGCUCUUCUCCCAGUGGAGCUUCAGGGUGCUCAACCUCCCGGCCUCCAGGCUCCAGGAGUACGAGACCACCGAGCCCAUCGAGAAACUGGCCCCAGAGUGUCUUGCCCUAAUGCUGAAACUUGGAUCCUAUCUCAGCAAACAACCCAAAAUCACAUUAAAGACCGUGAUGGACCAGCUCCAUGAAAAAGUGUCUGACCUUCUGAUCCCUCAAGAUUUGAUCGGUUAUCUACUCUUCACACCCGACCUUUGCACCCCGGCUGAGUUCCUGAACAGAUACGAUCAGCCAAUGGACGUGGUCUUAGACAAUGAACUUGUGUGGCCUCUCCCAACCAAGAACUUUCCGAUCAACUGAAUCUCAGGACAGUGUCUUUCUAGUAUCAUAUGAUGAUAAGGACAAUUAAAUCAUACUAUGAGGAGAUGUUUCACAGUGCAGAUGGUCCUGUAGUCAAUAGCCAAGCUGCAUAAUGAUGUGUCGAAAAAAGAGUGUCCACAUGUUGUCUCAGCUUAUAAUGAUACAUUUUCUGGCAGUUGCUACAGUGCCGAUCUUGGGGAUGGGGGGGGGG